Galeopterus variegatus (Sunda flying lemur) is the source of this 1949-nucleotide messenger RNA. RefSeq names its product sorting nexin 16 (gene SNX16). Gene Ontology annotation, cellular component: extrinsic component of endosome membrane; late endosome; early endosome. The transcript has 8 exons. The coding region runs from base 205 to 1239 and encodes 344 amino acids. Gene Ontology annotation, molecular function: phosphatidylinositol binding. The record is from RefSeq and is a predicted model, not a curated record. NCBI's taxonomy places the organism in Eukaryota, Metazoa, Chordata, Mammalia, Dermoptera, Cynocephalidae. Gene Ontology annotation, biological process: early endosome to late endosome transport; endosome to lysosome transport; protein targeting to lysosome.
UAUUGUGGGAGGAGGUGGAAAGCUGCAGUGAAAGAGUCCGGUUUAACCGUCGCCCGGAAACGCGUAUUAACACGAUCGCGGAGUUGGCUGAGGAGUGGGCUGAGAUAGUGAAUUCCUCAGAAGAAGAAAAUGGAUUGCAUAUUAGUUGUUCUCUAAGUGUUUGGACUUAACAGUGUGCAGGUUUGUUGCAAAGGCCUAAAGAAGAUGGCAACUCCUUAUGUCCCAGUUCCUAUGCCCAUAGGAAACUCUGCUUCCAAUUUUUCAACCAACAGAAAUCAAAGAAGUUCUUCAUUUGGCAGUAUCUCAACAAGUUCAAACUCUUCCAAAGGCCAGUUAGAAGACUCAAAUAUGGGUAAUUUUAAACAGACAAGUGCCCCUGAUCAAGUGGAUAGUACUUCAUCUGCCUGUAGCAGUCCCCUCAUUAGGACUAAAUUUACAGGUGCAGAUUCUUCCAUUGAGUAUUCUGCUAGACUAAGAGAAACUGAAGAACAAAAUCCUGAAACAGUAAAUUGGGAAGAUAGACCUUCUACACCUACUAUACUGGGUUAUGAGGUGAUGGAAGAAAGAGCUAAAUUUACUGUGUAUAAAAUACUAGUAAAGAAAACCCCAGAAGAAAGCUGGGUAGUUUUCAGAAGAUACACUGACUUCUCUAGGCUUAAUGACAAAUUGAAAGAGAUGUUUUCAGGCUUUCGAUUAGCACUUCCACCAAAACGCUGGUUUAAAGAUAAUUACGAUGCUGACUUUUUAGAAGAUAGACAAUUAGGAUUACAAGCAUUUCUUCAAAAUUUAAUAGCUCACAAGGACAUUGCUAACUGCCUUGCAGUGAGAGAAUUUCUUUGUCUGGAUGAUCCACCUGGUCCAUUUGAUAGCCUAGAAGAAAGCAGGGCUUUCUGUGAGACUUUAGAAGAGACUAACUACCAUUUACAGAAAGAACUACUUGAAAAACAAAAAGAGGUGGAGUCACUGAAGAAACUGCUUAAUGAGAAGCAAAUUCAUAUAGACAUUUUAGAGAACAGAAUCAGAACAUUGUCUUUAGAACAUGAAGAGUCACUGUAUGUGUCAGGAACAGAAGGUGGACAGAUCCUAAAGGUGGAGUCCUCUGCACUUGAGACUGAUCAAGAUGUCUUGGAUGAAGAAUCUCGAGCUGAUAAUAAGCCAUGCUUAAAUUUUAGUGAACCUGAAAAUGCUGUAUCAGAGAUAGAAGUAGCAGAAGUAGCAUAUAAUGCUGAAGAAUACUAAUUCUUUAUAAAGGAUAAGAGAAAAGGACUGGGAAUCAUUUACAGAAAAGAGCAAGAGUGCACAUAUAUAAAGUUUACAUAAAGCUUUUUUAAGUUAUUGGAAUAGGAAAUAUGUUCACUGCUGCUGCUUAUCUUUUAUCCAAACUUGUAUUUAUUACACUAAAAAAAUCUAGUUAGAAUUCUGUUAUCAAGGCCUGUAUUCUUAAAUACUGUGCAUAAAUUAUUGAUGUUUUGCCUAUAUAUUGCUCCACACGUGUGUGUGUGUGUGUGUGUGUGUGUGUGUGUGUGUGUGUGUGUGUGUGUGUUUUAAAUCACCAGUUAUAUUAAACAGAAAUUAUUUGCAUGUUACUAUCUGGGUGAUAUGUAUACUUCUUUGUAUCUCUGUCAUGACAUAUUUUCAUUGAUGGUUUAAAUCAAUGAACAUCAUAGUAAAGAUAAAGAUGAGUUAAGUUUUAAAUGUUGACAUGUUUACCAUCUCUAAAUAAAAAAUGCUUAUUUGAAAUGUUAAUGGUGUUUAAAAGAAGACUUCCUAGAACCAAAGGAAAACUAUUUGAAAAAGCCGUAGUCUUAUAGCUAAAGUGAGAAAAUAGCCUUGAUUCUAAAAGCUGAUUCGUUAAUAUCAAGAUAGUAUUAGUGUUCCAGUUUAUAAAAUAUGUUAUACUUGUUUAUUUUUCACAUGAUCUUUAUCUUAAAUCUCUACCUGGGAAUUCA